Schistosoma turkestanicum is the source of this 933-nucleotide messenger RNA. The record is from the annotation of a GenBank genome assembly. Lineage: Eukaryota; Metazoa; Platyhelminthes; Trematoda; Strigeidida; Schistosomatidae.
AUUUGUUUGAUGUAAAUUGAUCAUCUGAAAUAAAAGCAACAUGAUAAAUAAUAUUGACUAAGUUGACCAACUUCAACAAGCAGCACAUGUGAACACAGCUAAUGUUUCAUGAAGAUUCAAAUGAAGGAUUGCAUACUGACAAUGAUGGAAUGCAAUAUAAUAAUCCAACAAUAAUAUUUACAAAUUCCAAGUCAUUUUAUCUAGGCAUCCCACCGCGCAGUCGGUUUAUAGUGAAAGUAUUUUUAACCAAUGUUCUUCAAAUUUAUUUAUCAAUGUUGAUGACUGCAUUAGUGUUUGUUAAAAGUAAAUUUAUCAUAGCUCUUGACAAGCACUCUUGGGUUGGUUUUAUUUUAAGUCUAAUUUCGAUAGGUGCAACAAUUGCAAUUUUCAUUAUUCAGAGAUUUCCACAUUUGAAAUUUCUCACGGAUUUAUUCUAUACACUUUUUACCUUUAGCUUCGCUGGUGUGGUAACCUUUCUUUCAAUCAAUGUGGAAGAAAUAUUUAUAUUCAUCAGUUGGAUGAUGGCCAUCAUUCUAUCAGUGAUAUUGUUUUUAGUUGGAAUAAAAAUAAAACACUCUUUGGUCACUUAUUUAAAUUCGUUUUUGAUUUAUGCCGCUUGUGUAAUGCUUAUUAUUUUUGGACUGGCAUUGGCAUCGAGUUUUAAAGUACAUGGAGUGGAAUGGGCGAUUGGUCCCCUUGUUUUGGCCAUCGUGAUUCCUGCUAGUUUAAUUGAAGCUCAAUUACUAUGUGGAGGCAGAGAAAUAUAUUAUAGAUUUGAAGACUACAUUCUUGCAUCAAUGGUUCAUUUGUUCCUAAUUACUCUCUCAUUUGGAGGAUUUAUUUACUUGUUUAUUAACGUUAAAUUAUAGUAGACAUAAACAGUGUGUAUUUUUAGUGUAACGUUGCCCUUGUAACUGGGUAUUUGAUGAUGGA